Messenger RNA from Encephalitozoon cuniculi GB-M1, 600 nucleotides. RefSeq lists its product as uncharacterized. Gene Ontology annotation, molecular function: methyltransferase activity; nucleic acid binding. The transcript has a single exon. Gene Ontology annotation, biological process: methylation. NCBI's taxonomy places the organism in Eukaryota, Fungi, Microsporidia, Unikaryonidae. The record is from RefSeq and is marked provisional. The coding region runs from base 1 to 600 and encodes 199 amino acids.
AUGAAGAUUAAGGAGCUGAAAAUAGAACUUACCAAGGUCAGAGACUUCAGCAAAAUGAGUGUUGGCCUAGAGCAGUACAUGACUCCGCCAGACAUAGCAGCGUCGAUGGUUAGUGUUAUACAUUCGACCUAUGGUGAUAUUGAAGGAAAGUCCAUCCUGGACUUGUGCUGUGGCACAGGGAUGUUGUCUUUCGCAUGCAGCUAUUUUUCCCCUUCAUACAUCCUGGGGGUUGAUCUGUGUCCAGUAGCCCUAGAGAUAUUCAGACAGAAUAGUCUCGAGUUCCAGAUCAAUGCAGAUCUUUUAAGAUGCUCUAUCGACGACCUUAUCUUUAUCAAUGGGAGAUUCGACACGGCAAUAAUCAAUCCGCCCUUUGGGACGAAGAUAAGGCAUGCAGACACAAGGGCUGUUGACAAGGCGCUGGAGCUCUGUAAUGUAGUGUAUUCCCUUCAUAAGACAAGUACCAGGGAGUACAUGGUCAAAAGAUAUCCAGGGGCAGAGGUUUUGGCAGAGAUCAGAUAUGAGCUCCCAAGAAAGCAUGACUUCCACAAAAAGGACAAGAGAUCUGUUGGCGUUGAUUUUAUUCGAAUCGAAAGACGCUGA